This is a messenger RNA of Fonsecaea pedrosoi CBS 271.37, 1044 nucleotides long. RefSeq names its product chlorophyll synthesis pathway protein BchC. The transcript is spliced from 4 exons. Gene Ontology annotation, molecular function: (R,R)-butanediol dehydrogenase activity. Gene Ontology annotation, biological process: butanediol biosynthetic process. The coding region runs from base 1 to 1044 and encodes 347 amino acids. The record is from RefSeq and is a predicted model, not a curated record. NCBI's taxonomy places the organism in Eukaryota, Fungi, Ascomycota, Eurotiomycetes, Chaetothyriales, Herpotrichiellaceae. Gene Ontology annotation, cellular component: cytoplasm.
AUGUCGUCCAUGAGAGCAGCCCGGUUCUACGGCAACAGGGACAUUCGCGUCGAAGAGGUCCCCAUCCCCGAACCGGGGCCGGGAGAAUGCCUCGUCGAGGUGGAAUGGUGUGGAAUCUGUGGGAGUGAUUUGCACGAGUAUGCUGCCGGACCCGUGCUGAUGCGCACCGUCGACCCGACCACGGGCGAACCGCGCCCCAUCAUCUUCGGCCACGAGUUCUGCGGGCGCUUAAAAUCCGUGCCCCCGGGCUCCAAGCUCCAGGUCGGGCAGGCCGUCAUGGUCGACCCGCACUGCAUCUGCCGGACGUGCACGAGCUGCACGGCGGGCGACGACCACAUCUGCCACAAACUGGGUUUCAUCGGCGGCAGCAGCGGCAAGGGCGGCGGGCUGUCCGAGUACGCCACGGUCGAGGAGGCGCACUGCCUCCCGCUGCCGGACAACGUGAGCCUCGAGUACGCGGCCGUCAUCGAGCCGCUGGUCGUGUGCCACCACGCGGCCAAGGCGUCGGGCCUGGACCUGGCCGGGUUGAACGUCCUGAUCCUCGGCGGCGGCCCCGUCGGCGCGGCCCUCAUGUCCGUGCUGCGCGCCCACCGCGUCAACAAGAUCGUGCUGAGCGAGCCCACGGCCAAGCGGAAGGAGCAGGCCAAGGACGUCGUCGACCGGGUCGUCGACCCGCGCUCCGAAAAGGUCGGCGACGUCUGUCGCGAACUGACGGGCGGCAAGGGCGUCGACGUCGUCUUUGACUGUGCGGGCGUGCAGCCCGCGCUGGAGGCCGGGUUCGACGCCUUGAGGUCGGGCGGGACGUUUGUCAAUGUCGCUGUGUGGGAGAAACCGAUCCAAAUCCAAUUCCUGCCCUUCUUCUUCAAGGAGGUCAAGUUCAUGAGCUCGUGCUGCUACAACGAGCAGGAUUUCAAGGAGGUCAUGGAGUUGAUGGCCAAAGGCAACCGCAUCGCCCUCGAGGACACGGGACCCAAGGGGUUCGAGGAACUGGUCAACAACCGGGACGAUCAGAUCAAGAUUCUGAUUUCGCCAAAGAUUCGGUGA